Caenorhabditis briggsae is the source of this 1833-nucleotide messenger RNA. RefSeq names its product Protein CBR-ZYX-1 (gene Cbr-zyx-1). Lineage: Eukaryota; Metazoa; Nematoda; Chromadorea; Rhabditida; Rhabditidae. The transcript has 10 exons. Gene Ontology annotation, cellular component: stress fiber; focal adhesion. Gene Ontology annotation, biological process: cell-cell adhesion. The coding region runs from base 1 to 1833 and encodes 610 amino acids. The record is from RefSeq and is a predicted model, not a curated record.
AUGGGACCCCCGCCUCCGCCUCCACCACCCCCUCUACUCCCAUCCGGAGAGAUCGUACCAUCUCGCAAAUGGAAGACAGAGAAUGCACCACGACGUAACAACAAUCCCCCACCUGCGCCGCCCAAGCCCACCCGUCCCACAGUGGACGCUCAGGCACUACAGCACGCUGCCGCUCGUCUGCGCAAGACCGGCUACAACGAACCGAUUCGAAGUGACAUCGAGAAUCUAUCCGAUGGACGAGUGGACCGAUCGGAUCAACGAGUGCCUGACGGAGAUCGGACGUACCGCGCGCAGCUCCAACAAUUGGCUGAGCCGAAAACCAGAGCAGAGAUUCCUGCUCCGCCCACUUAUUCCAACCAAUCUCGUCCGCUCAGCGACUUUCAUCGAGACCCCGUGGCGUUAAGCCAAUUUCAAACAUCUCGAGAGGCUCUUCUCGCACCAAACUCUUCUCCAACUUCUCAUUAUAGUCCCAUCAAUAAAUUCUCAUCAUCCACAUUAACUCAAUAUGCAAACAAGUCUCCAUCUCCACCAUCAUCAGUUCUUGAUGAUGUUACUUAUGUCUCUCCGUAUUCUUCUAAACACUCAUAUCCUACAAACUUCCGAAGCUAUCACAAAGACGACGACUACUUUACAAACAACACGGCAACCACGGCUACAUCAACGGGAAUGAACCACUUCAAUGAUAAUAACAAUUCGAAUAAAUAUGGAAACAAAGAAACCGUACUACAAUGGUCAGAACCUUACGAACCCAGCAAAUUCCGCCGCUCCCAAUCCCCAAUCCGCAAUGCUCGUGAAAUGAUCCAUGAAUAUUCCACAACGAACUAUGUCACUGAAGUUGAGCAACCACCUCCACCACCACCAAUCGACUUCUAUCAACAGAAGGCUCAAGCCAGAAACUUUGUUCAAAACUCCCUGGCUCGUCAACUCCGUGACGAAGGACUGACCGAGUCGCAAAAAGCGGCGAAUCGCAAUCAGACAAGUGCUCUGAGCGCUUCUUCAUCAUCUACACUUCCAUUUGAUGUGUCGCGUAUUGUCAAGGACUCGUACAACGGUGAUGAGGUGGAUCAUCUGGUACACCAGAUGAGAACAAAGCUCAAUCAGGACAUAUUAUCUUCAUCGUCUUCCCCAAGCCUCGUACAGUAUCCACGCCGCCAGAAUCCAUCCGACGACCUUCGAUCGUCCGUGGCCAAUUAUUCAACAACGACAACUGCCUCAACCACAUCAACUCGCAAAAUCAUGAAUAUCAAUAUUUGCGUUGGUUGCGGUAAAGAGAUCACUGGUGAUCAGCCAGGAUGCAAUGCCAUGAAUCAGAUCUUCCACGUGGAUUGCUUCAAAUGUGGUCAGUGCUCGAAGACUCUUGCAGGAGCAUCAUUCUACAAUAUCGACGAUAAGCCAACGUGCGAAUCUUGCUAUCAGAACUCGUUGGAAAAGUGUACUGCGUGCAGCCGACCGAUCAGUGACAAACUUUUGAGAGCAUGUGGAGGAGUGUACCAUGUCAACUGUUUUGUGUGCUACUCGUGCAAAAAAUCCCUUGAUGGAAUUCCAUUCACUCUUGAUAAGGAUAACAAUGUGCACUGUGUGCCAUGCUUCCAUGACAAAUUCGCGCCUCGCUGUGCCAUGUGUAGUAAACCAAUCGUGCCACAGGAUGGUGAGAAAGAAUCGGUUCGUGUCGUAGCCAUGGAUAAAUCCUUCCACGUCGACUGCUACAAAUGUGAGGAUUGUGGAAUGCAAUUGUCAUCAAAGCUGGAAGGACAAGGAUGCUAUCCUAUUGAUAACCAUCUUCUCUGCAAGACCUGUAAUGGAAAUCGUCUCCGCGUCGUCAACUCUGCGUAG